CCCUCGUCACCACCGUGAUCAUGCUUGCUCCUGCAGGACGCCGCACGGCCCCUGGACGACGGGGCCAAUUUUGAGCCACGUUCAGACACGUCUCAUAUCGUGCCCUCAUGCUCUCUAUCUCGCCAUCUAUCUGUACAUUGCUGUACAUUCUCGCCGUGCCCGAACCCGUACAGUGAGACCGGCGGAAGCGAGCCCAUAGAGCAUCCGGGAGACCGCGCGAUUGGGGCGUCCGCCACGAGAAGGGAUGAAGUCACGCAAUUCAAGCCCGCAAACGUCGCCGCAAGUCGUCAAGAGAUAUCGGGUCGAUAGUCUGUCCACGCCGGCAGGCAGUCCAGUCCCGUCGACUCUGCGACAACCGGGUCUGCGCGUUGAAGAUCUGCCCAAGAUCACUAUGAACGCCUUCCAGCCGUCCAGCACGACCACCACCACCACUACAAAGUCGGCAUCGCCUGGCUCGGCACUACUGGCCGUGCAACACUCCACACCCUCGCGAUCAGACUCGUCCAAGGACAUUGCACUCACUACAAGCCCGCCAUCCGCCUCGCCCCUCUCUGCCACGUCCGAGAACUCUCCGGCAGCAUGGAGCUCUGCCAUUGGAUACGCCACAGCCACCGGCAAAAGCGGCAGGGUCAUUGAGAGAUUGAUGAGCGAGAAUGACAAGCUCAAACGGGAUCUCAACGAACAAGUCCUCCGCUGCCAGGAGCUGGAGAAGAGUCUGCAAACAUACAAACCGCAGAUUGAAGCGCUACGACAGGAGAAUGACAACUUGACUCAUGCUAGGGGCGUGGACUCAAAUUUAAUCUCGAGAAGGGACCGCAAAAUCGAAGAGCUGAAGGCGGAGUUGGCUGCGGAGCGGCAACGCAGGGAAACGGCGGAGUCUCUGGCACGGCAGCGACAACAGGAGAAGGAAGAGAUGGAGGAGCAAACACGACGCGAGAUGCAGAGCUUGGUGGAGAGCAGCAAGCACGCAACAGUGCACGCGGAGAUUCUAGAGACCAGCCAUCGGCAGCUCGCGGCGGAGUACCGGGCACGCGCGGAGACGUGGAAGAACGACCUCACUGCUGUUGCGGACGGACGAGAGCAAGAUCGGCGGAAGCUGAGUCGCCUGGAUGUCGUGGCGGAUCAAAUGCGGCAGGAGCUGGAAAGGUCGAAGAAGGUCAAUGGAGAGCUCGUCGAGGCAUGGGCGAGAUUGCGCGAGGAUCAGACUGCGCGACUCCAAGGGAUGGAGGAUGAAAACGAGCGGGAAGGAGCACGAUCACGCUUCUUGAGCGACGAGAUGGAGAAUGUGGUCAACGAGAUGCGGUGGUUAAUGGGAGUCCAGCAAAAUGUGAAGAGUCCUGGUGCUGUCGGUUAAGCGACCAGCUCUGGACAAUGGACGUAGCGGUGUCGUGGGAAGACGCAUUGACACAGCGCACCGCGGAGCAUCACUUCUUCAUACCUGUAUCAAUCUCGGGAUAGCAAGCGUUUCAUUGGCGGACACGACCUCACUUCUCCCCUUCCCGUUGAAUUGACAUGUGUCACGAGCUGGUGCAUGCAGCACGUGUCUCAUUCAACGCCAUGCGACGCGUCUCAGUCCUCCUACAUGUGUGAAUGAUUGUGGGAGAGGAUGCAGCUGUGCGUUAGUGU
This is a messenger RNA of Neohortaea acidophila, 1626 nucleotides long. RefSeq lists its product as uncharacterized. Lineage: Eukaryota; Fungi; Ascomycota; Dothideomycetes; Mycosphaerellales; Teratosphaeriaceae. The record is from RefSeq and is a predicted model, not a curated record. Bases 245 to 1354 code for a protein of 369 amino acids. The transcript has 3 exons.